This is a messenger RNA of Trifolium pratense (red clover), 490 nucleotides long. RefSeq names its product phylloplanin-like. NCBI's taxonomy places the organism in Eukaryota, Viridiplantae, Streptophyta, Magnoliopsida, Fabales, Fabaceae. The coding region runs from base 14 to 469 and encodes 151 amino acids. The transcript has 2 exons. The record is from RefSeq and is a predicted model, not a curated record.
UUUUAUUAGAGCCAUGACUAUGAAAUAUUUCAUUACAUUUUACUUAAUUGUUGCAAUGGCAAUUCCACAAACCAAAGCUCAGCUUGGUAUUCUCAAUGAUCUAUUGGGUUCUGCUAAUAUUAAAGGAACUGUACUUUGCACUUCUAAGGAUAAUGUUGGUGCUGCAACCCCUGGUUUUUCAAAUGCUCAAGUACAACUACAAUGUGGAGGAAACAUGCUCUCUAAUGCAACAACUGAUAAUAAUGGAAAAUUUUCAAUGAUGAUGGAUAAUCCUCUACUCUAUGAUCUUUCAUCACUACUCACUAGUUGCAAUCUAAUGGUUCCUACACCACUCUCUAAUUGCAACACUAAACUUCCUUCUGCUGGUGGCCUAAUUUCAACUCUCAAAUAUGUUGGAAUCAGUCAUAUUGGGACUCAAACUCUUGCCAAUAUUGCACCUUCAGGAUUUCAUUUCAUUCCCUUAACUUAGGUUAAUUAAUUAAUCCAUUAU